Molecule: messenger RNA, 1841 nt
Organism: Orbicella faveolata
Lineage: Eukaryota; Metazoa; Cnidaria; Anthozoa; Scleractinia; Merulinidae
Product: putative G protein-coupled receptor No18
Biological process (GO): chemical synaptic transmission; G protein-coupled receptor signaling pathway, coupled to cyclic nucleotide second messenger
Cellular component (GO): plasma membrane; dendrite
Molecular function (GO): neurotransmitter receptor activity; G protein-coupled serotonin receptor activity
Source: RefSeq, a predicted model, not a curated record
GACAAAAGCCGAACGUCUUUGCCAGCUUUAAUUAUAUUAUUGAAGCAGUUCCUAAGGUUAUUACGUAAAUCCGUUAAGAGCAAAUACAUUGUUUAUUCAAUAGCCAAUAGAAUCCCAGCCUUUCAAGGUAGAGAAGUUCGCUCUGUGUAGAUAUACAAACAGUGUAUGUCGAUCAAAUCAAGUCUGAUCACUUUUAACCGGAAGAAAAAUGCAGCUUACGUUUCGUGUACAUUACUUGAUUCAUGUUGUUUUUUCGCGGAGUGAUUAAUGACUAGACAAGAUACGACGAACUUGAAAGCUUGUGUACAUGCGAGGUGGUAACAUUAUUGCUUUCGAUUUGAUUGGAUUGAAAGAUUUAAAGAAGUACGUAAGAUUAUACCCCGUUGACCGAUCGAGGGAUUUUACAACAACUGCGUAUUCGAUCGUGACGAUCUGUGAAAGGUACGGAUUUUGGAAUUCGUAAGCCCUCACUGACCUUUCAGACAACCGAAGAUGGCCAACGGCACGGCAACAACAACUCUAAACAUUUCAACAACCGUCGCUGCGGAGGUCCAUUCGUUUAACUUCACGAUCAAAUUCAUUUCCACCUUUCUUUUGAUUAUCAUCAUCAUCCUAACUCUUGUCGGUAAUUCGCUUGUCAUCCGGGCAUUUGUGGUCUUCCAGAAGUUGCGUAACGUGACUAACUACUUCGUGGUGUCCCUUGCUGUGACGGACAUCUUAGUGGCGGUGUUUUCAAUGCCAGUGUGGGUGGCCUACCUACUGACGGGGCCACAGUGGCGAUUCUCAAUGUGGUUGAUGAAGAUCUGGCAGUCCGUCGACAUCUUGUGCGGCGUGGCGUCAAUUUCCCAUCUUCUCCUCAUCAGCAUCGAGCGUUACAUCUGCAUCUCUACCCCGCUGACGUACCACAGUGUCGUGACAACGCCGAAGACACGCGUCGCCAUCUGCGCGGCGUGGUCCUUUGCGCUGCUCAUGACCGUAAUAAAGCUCGUGCUUUGGGGAAAGUCGCGGUCCACAGUUUACCAACUGGCCGCAUUCUCGCUGUGUUUUGCGGCGCCUGUGGUGAUUAUGAGCUACGCGUAUCUUAUGAUCUUCAAAGUUUCUCGCACUCAAGCCAAAAAGAUGGUGUUAAAGAUUGGUGAGAAAACAAAAAGAUUCUGUCUCCCAAAGGAACUAAAAGCUGCCAAGACAUUGGGCGUGGUGAUGGGGGCGUUUGUUAUCUGUUGGUUUCCGUUUUUCUUUCUCAAUAUCUUCAAUGCGCUUUGCCGUGAAUGCCAUAUUCAGGUAGAGGCAGUGAUGAUUGCAAAGGGACUUCAUUACUUCAACUCCUUUCUGAACCCCAUUAUCUACAGUCUGAUGAACCAGCAGUUCAAGACUGCCUUUAAACAUCUCUUCAAAUUCACGUACUCCAACUUAACCGGCAAAGUUCCCUCGCUCACAAAAUCAGAAAUCGACAGACAAUUAUCCAUCUCGACACGAACACGAGGAAUCUUUUCCUUGAAAAGCAAAUCAUCUAUGCUCGACAAAGCCAACGGCACGACAGAACUGUGGGUGACUUGUCAGGAAAAAACUUUGCAGUCGUCUAGCCAGUAAAUAACCCGGGUGAAUAACACAUUUGCAACGAAAUAUUUACAAAAGGAACUUUUCAACUAUCUUGCCUAACUAUCUAACAUAGCUAUCAAUGGCUCAUCCAAAUAUAUACUUACGUAAGUACAAUUUGAGACUGUUAGAAAGUGCAGCUAAGAUUUCUUUCCAAUAGCCCUUUAACACGGUUACCUUUGCUCAUUUGCAUUAAAAUAAAAUCUAACAUGCAUGUGAGGCAAUUUCGGGCUAUUUUGUAGUUU